AUGGAUAUUUUCAAGCAGAUUGUGGAACCUACAAGGGUUUCCCUUUCUGUUUCUUGUUACUUUACUAGCUCCAAUUCACGGAAUCUUGUGGUUUCCAAAGGUACGGUGCUUGAGAUCUUCUCCAUAGCUAAAGACAUCCAGAAAUUAUCUUUGAUUGCUUCAUACAAACUCCAUGGAUUGAUCACAGAGAUAGCACCUGUUAAAACCAUUGAGUCGAAAAAUUUAGAUUAUUUAGUCAUCGCCACGAAAUUCGCGAAAAUUUCGAUUAUCAAAUGGAAUUUCGAAUUGCAUAACAUCGAAACUGUGUCUUUACAUUAUUACGAAAACUUUUUUGAAAGUAAUUCACCAGUGAGAUCUAUAUCAAAUGCCACAUUAGUGACGAAUCCAGAAAAUGAUUGUGCUUGUAUGACGUUCAAUGACUUGUUGGCGUUCUUACCUUUUAAGAAAGAUUCAGAUUUUGAAGGCAAGAACAAGAGGAUGAGAGGUAAAAACAAUGAGUCAAGUGAUAGUGAAUACAGUGAUAAUGAUGAUAAGGAUGAUGAUGAUGAUGAUGAUGAUGAUGAUGAUGAUGAUGAUGAAGAAGAUGGAGAUGUGUUGAUUUAUAAACCAACUUUUAUUGUUCCAGCAAAUAAACUUGAUACUUCUAUUUCAGAUAUUAUAAGCUGCAAGUUUUUACACAAUUAUAGAGAACCCACCUUGGCAAUUUUGUUUUCUCCGAAGCAUACGUGGGCAGGGAAUUUGAAAAAACUGAAAGACGUUACCCAUUUUGUUGUGUUGUCGUUAGAUUUAUACAAGAAGACUUCCACUACCAUUAUUUCUUUGAAAAACUUACCUUACGAUUUAUAUGACAUCGUCCCUUUGAAAAAACCCCUUAAUGGUUGUUUACUAGUUGGUUGCAACGAAAUCAUCCAUGUUGACUCAUCAGGUUCAUCACAAGGUCUUAUCACCAACAAAUACACCAAUAAUAUUACCGAUUACAGAAAUUUCACUAAAGACCAGAACGACUUGGAUUUGAAUUUGGAGAACUGUAUCAUUAGACCAAUUCCUAAUCUUCCAAAAAAGCUUUUAUUGAUCAGCGAAGAAGGGAAAUUUUACUGGAUUGAUUUCAAAGUUGAUGGGAGAUUAAUUAGAAGCUUCCUGAUUAGUAAAUUAGAUGAGAGCACCUACAUGAACAUAAUUGUGGAACAUCCAAAAUCCAUGUGUGCGGUUGAUGAUGACUUAUUAUUUAUCAGCUGCGAUGAUGGAAAUUCAUUAUUGAUCAAAUUGGAAGAUCUACUGAGGGGGGGAAAUGACAUUACUGGUGCUAAACAAAUAACAAAGAAAACUAGCAUCAAGGCAGAAAAGAGUGCCGAAGAAGACAGUGAUAAGGGGGAUAAUAGAAAAUCAGAGGAUGGGGAUGAUGAUGAUGAUAUUAAUUAUAGUGAUGAAGAAGAUGAAGGUGAUAAUGAUCAAAAGGAUUCGAUGGAAAUUGAUGAAGACGACGGAAAUAUCGAUGAUAAUAUGGGUGACAACAGCAAAAAGACAUCUAACGCGAAUACAUACAGAUUUACAGUGAAAGAUGUGUUGAUUAAUUGUGGACCAAUAUCGAAUCUUACACUUGCGUCAUUGUCGACUGAAAAAUUCAGCAGUGGGCUUACUAACCCUAAUCAUAAUGAGGUUUCCAUAAUAGGGUCAUCAGGAAACGGGAAAUCCGGAUCAAUCAUUACCAUAAGCCCUUCUAUUAAGCCAGAAGUCAGGUCAACUUUGCAUUUUUCCGAUGUCAAUCGGAUUUGGACCUUGAAUAGCAAAUCAGUGCUUUUGACCUCUAAAGGGGUUAGAUUGGAAAGGAAUUAUAAUUACUUAGUCUCCACGAAUUACACUGAGCUCAAAUCUGAUGUGUUUUCAAUCACUGAUAAUUUCAAGAAUGUUUCAUUAACAACUGGUUUCCAAAACAACGAAGCGAUUAUCAUCAUUGGCUUUGUGAAUGCUAAACAAAACAUCAUCCACAUCACUAGAUACCAUGUUCACUUAUACGAUUUGAAUUUCAAGUUGUUGAAAACUUUCAAGAUUCAGGAUUUACAACCUGAAGCAGAACCGACGCAGGAAAUAGAUAUUAAUGGUGACCUUGAUCAAGAAAAUGAGGAAUUUGAAAACCAGGAAGAAUUUGUGUCAGGCUAUAUUUAUGAAAAUUGUGUGUUACUCACAACUUCAAAAGGUGCGGCCAUAAUAAUCGAGAUGAUCCCUGAGGCUCUCAACUUAAAAAAGAAGGCGAAAAAGGUUGCUGAGAAGGGUUUGAAAUACUUCAAUAUUAUUCCUAUUCCUACAAUUUUAUCCGAUGUUCUUAUCACCACAGGUACAAUCUCAAGCUCUCACUUAUUUGGCACCGUUAGUGAUGUGAAUUCAAUUCUCGAUAAUAUUCCAGUAAAGGGCGCUAAAAAAAGAGCAAGCGACGGUACUGGUGGAGCUACAAAAAAGAGAUUAGAUAAUAAAGACUUAGUUGACCAAAAUAAAGGAGUAUUGUUUAUUUUAGUCACCGGUGAUAAUAGAGUGGCGAUAUUCCAGAAGGACCAUAAGAACAGGGUUUUCCAAUUGGAGAGAAUUGACAAGUUGUCUGAGCUUUUGACCCUUAAUUUUUUCGAUCUCAACGAUGCUUAUCCUGACCCAUUCAUCAAACAGGUGAUGCUUGUUAAUUUGGGAGAUAAGCAUGUUAAUAAAGAAUAUUUGACUGUGUUGACAAUUGGUGGUGAAACCUAUUUCUAUGAGUUGUUUUAUGAUAAGCUUAACAAGAUUUGCAAAUUCAAGAGAAUAGAGAACACUCUAGUUACAGGUGCCCCAGAUAAUGCUUUCCCAAGAGGUACAAAGGUAGAAAGAAGGCUCAUUUACAUUGAUGAUUUCAGAAAUGGAUUAAAAUGCAUAUUUGUCACCGGGAUUAUUCCGUACUUUAUUGUGAAGGAGGGUCACUCUUGUCCAAGAAUAUUCAAGUUUACCAAAUUUCCUGCAAUAUCUUUUGCAUCAUUCAAGACCGAUGAUGAUGAUUCCAUAUCCAGUAAACCAAAUAAAUUAACUAGUUUUUUCAACUUCAGUGACAAGGGCUCAAAUUUCAUUUUUGUGGAUAAUUUGAAAAAUGCCAGAGUUUGCUCUAUUCCAUUUGAUGAAAGCACCGACUACACAAACCAAUUGCCUAUACAAAAGAUCUCAGUCGGAGAAUCCGUGAAAGAUAUUACAUAUCACCAAACCUCCAAUACUUUUAUUGUAUCAACAUUCCACGAAAUUGAGUACAAUUGUAUUGACGAAGAUGGUGAAAAAAUUGCAGGAUGGGAAGAUAAACCACAUGCGAAAUCGUACAAAGGGUCUCUUAAGCUAAUAUCACCAAAAACUUGGACUGUCAUCGAUGAAAUUGAAUUUGAAGAUAACCAGGUUGCCGUAACGAUCAAAUCAAUGUUCCUAAACACUUCGUCUGCAUCUGACGAUGCUAAUAUGAUUUCGUCAGCCCAAGUCGGAAACGUUAAUAAGAGAAAAAAGGAAAUUGUUUUGGUGGGAACUGGCAAAUUUAGAAUGGAAGAUUUGACUGCGAAUGGCUCGUUCCAUUUGUUCGAAAUUAUCGAUAUCGUUCCGGAGAUUGGAAAGCCUGAAUUCAAACAUAAACUUAAGGAGAUUUUCAAAGAGUCAACCAGAGGUGCUGUUACUGCGUUAACUGAAGUGAGUGGAAGAUUUUUGGUCUCCCAAGGGCAAAAAGUCUUGGUUAGGGACCUUCAAGAGGACAAUACUGUGGUUCCCGUGGCAUUUUUGGAUACAUCAAUUUAUGUUUCCGAGGCCAAAUCAUUCGGGAACUUGUUGAUUCUUGGUGAUAUCAUGAAAAGUAUCUGGCUUGCCGGCUUUGAUGCCGAACCUUAUAGAAUGAUUAUGAUUUCCAAGGAUGUGAUUCAAGUUGAUGUCAAUGCCGCAGAUUUCAUUAGUUAUAAUGGUGAUUUAUUCUUUGUUAUUGGUGAUGACAAUGAAAACUUGCACUUGUUACAAUACAACCCUGAGGAUCCAGCGUCGCUAUCUGGUCAAAGAUUGGUGAGAAGAAGCACCAUCAACAUCAAUACCACCACCACUUGUAUGAAAUCGUAUCCAAAAAGAGCCAGUAGUACCAAUGAAUUCCAAGUCGUUGCAGGUAACAUUGAUGGUUCAGUUUACCUUGUGACUCCUAUUUCUGAGGAAUCUUACCGAAGAAUGUACGUGCUACAACAACAAUUGAUUGAAAAAGAAUUGCAUCAUCUCGGGCUCAACCCAAAAAUGAACCGUAUUUCUCCAGUUUAUGAAAGCGUUAAUGCCAACUUCACCUCCAAUUCGACACAACAAGCAAAAACAUUGAUCGAUUUUGAGGUUUUACAAAAAUUCACAAGCUUGAAUGAUGACAGAAAGAGACAAUUGGCCUUGAAGGUUGGGAGAUACGCGUAUACUGAUAUCUGGAAAGAUCUAGUCGAUCAGAAUUUAGAAAUGUUUUAG
This is a messenger RNA of Saccharomycopsis crataegensis, 4470 nucleotides long. It is a transcript of the gene CFT1, whose product is annotated as cleavage/polyadenylation factor CFT1. The coding region runs from base 1 to 4470 and encodes 1489 amino acids. Gene Ontology annotation, cellular component: mRNA cleavage and polyadenylation specificity factor complex; nucleus. The record is from RefSeq and is a predicted model, not a curated record. The transcript has a single exon. Lineage: Eukaryota; Fungi; Ascomycota; Saccharomycetes; Ascoideales; Saccharomycopsidaceae. Gene Ontology annotation, molecular function: nucleic acid binding; protein binding.